This is a messenger RNA of Eremothecium sinecaudum, 924 nucleotides long. RefSeq names its product cyclin-dependent protein serine/threonine kinase inhibiting protein SIC1 (gene SIC1). Bases 1 to 924 code for a protein of 307 amino acids. The record is from RefSeq and is a predicted model, not a curated record. The transcript has a single exon. NCBI's taxonomy places the organism in Eukaryota, Fungi, Ascomycota, Saccharomycetes, Saccharomycetales, Saccharomycetaceae.
AUGACACCUGCUACACCACCAAGAUCGAGAAGUACGAGAUACUCGAGGGACUAUGAAGGUAUAGGGUCAUUUUUAGCUACACCACGUCGACAUAUAGUGGAGGGUGGGCCUAAUGGGGGACUCAUUACGCCAGGUACGGUUUCUGGGAAGCCAAUAAUGAUGGUUAGUGGAGCUCAAGCGUCUGAUUUGAAGUUUCAGGAAGAUAUUAGGUCACCUGUGAGGUGCUUUAAGUCCCCAGAAUAUACUCCGAGACAUGGACAAGGUUCGAGGAGGCGGUCUAUAGCUCAUGAUACGGAUCUAGCUAGUACUAGCCGUAUUCUGUUUCCAAUGGAGCUAACUGAAGGGCUUAUACCGUCUGCUAGACUGGGUAGGAAUCCGAUUGGGAGUUGUCAGCAGUCUGUGCCGAAUUUGCUUCCUCCGAAGAGCGCCGGAGUGUUUAGUUCUGGCGUAGAAGAGGAGUCAGGCGAUAGCGAGAGUGAUGAGGUAAAAGAGAGUGGCACUAGAGAGCUGGAACAGGAGUCUUGCUCCUAUCCAGUGCACACGCGAAAAUAUGCGAAGCAGGUGCCUGGUACUCCAACUGACAAGGUCAUUACGUUCCAGCUUGCUAAAGAUUGGAACAAUAAUUCUGCAUAUAUGUCUUCUGAGGAAGACGACGGACACGAGGAUGUUAAUAUAAAGAAAGUCGAAAUACCUAAUAUCUUUCUAACGAACGAAGUUACUAGUGUAGAGGUAAGGAAACAUCGCAGAGAGCAGCUUCUGAAGGAAAAUCCGAAUUUGGAUAAGUCUGUGACGUUAGUUAACAAGAAGGGUGUUGUCGUUGGCAGCAGGCAAUUAACACCAGAGGAGAUAGAAAUAUGUAAACCUAAGAUGUUGUUUGAGAAGGAACUAGAAGAGCAAAGGAAGGCAACUUCAGUUGACAAAUAG